Messenger RNA from Xylaria bambusicola, 1563 nucleotides. RefSeq names its product galactose mutarotase-like domain-containing protein. The coding region runs from base 450 to 1484 and encodes 344 amino acids. The transcript is spliced from 2 exons. Gene Ontology annotation, biological process: beta-D-galactose catabolic process via UDP-galactose, Leloir pathway; glucose metabolic process. The record is from RefSeq and is a predicted model, not a curated record. Gene Ontology annotation, molecular function: aldose 1-epimerase activity; carbohydrate binding. Lineage: Eukaryota; Fungi; Ascomycota; Sordariomycetes; Xylariales; Xylariaceae.
CUUAUCGUGACUCUACGUCAUUCAUUGGUGCGGCAGAGAGCCUCAGACAUCGCGAGCUCACCAUUACCCCACCAUCUUACCCCGCCAUCGCCGUGGUGUCUCCCCCGAAUCCAUGGCCUUAUGAACAUAAAAUAGGAUGUGCCUAACUAGGUACACAGCAGGCAGUGCGAACCUAGAAGUAGGAAAAUUCAUAUGAUAAAUAGCCUGAAUACAGCUUCCAAGUCCCAAAUUCUCGUGCCAAACACUCACGCGUUUGAAUCCCCCCCUUCAAUACCUACCUCAUAUUCAAAGUACACGUAGCUGUGUUGUGUUCACAAGAUUGAUUCCAGUAAACAAAAGGCCUGUUCUUGAAGCUGCCAUAUCUGACAAAUUCGGCUACGAAGUUACCGACUCCUUAAAUAAUCCGAUCAUAUCAAUCAAGCAAACAGCCACUUGAAAAGGACCCGAAGAUGGACAACGAGGUGUCGUUCCUGCCUUUGGGGGCCAUAAUUCAGUCCUUCACAGUCAACUCCGUCAACAUCGUUCAGGGAUUUCCAACGCAAGAGCUCUACGAGUCACAUAACAGCCCGUACUUCGGGGAGACGAUCGGUCGCGUAGCGAACCGCAUCUCGAACGCAAAGCUCGCGUCCGUCAACGGCGGCAACUCGUACAACCUCCCCGCAAACGACGGUUCCAAUACCCUACACGGCGGUGUAAAGGGCUGGGGCAAGCGGAUAUGGGACGGGCCUAAGGCCACCGGGGCUCCAAAGCCCGCGGGACAGCAAGAGGGCGGCGACAGCGUCCAGUUCACGUUGCGCAGCGAGGAUGGAGACGAGGGGUUUCCCGGUGAAGUCUUGGCAAAGGUGACUUACACAGCGGCAAAGCACAAAGAGGGCGGAGGAGAUACGCAAAAAGAAGUCACGCUCCUGAAUAUUGAGUACGAGGCCGAACUAGUCAGCGGUGCUGAAGAGACUGUCAUCAACAUGACCAACCAUUCCUACUUCAACUUAACCGGUGGUCCCUCGAUCGAGGGGACUGAAGUACAACUCUGCACCCCUUCGUAUCUGCCCGUCGACGAUGGCGGCAUUCCAACAGGGGGUCCGACAACAUAUGCCAAAGUAGCCACCAACGAGAAGUUCACUCUAGGCCCCCAGGAGCCCGACAUCGACGACUGCUUCGUGGUGGAUCCUUCUGCAUCCCCUGCCUCUGUACCAAUCGAUACACGGGACCGACCUCUCGUAGUUCUCGUGAAGGCAUACCAUCCCGACUCCAAGAUCCACCUCGAGGUUCACAGCACGGAGCCUGCGUUCCAAUUCUACACCGGCAAGUACAUCAACGUGCCCGCCGUCGAGGGCGUGCCAGCCCGGAAUGCGCGGAGCGGGUUCUGCGUCGAGCCCAGUCGGUUCGUAAAUGCGUGCAACGUCGACGACUGGAAGAACCAAAUGCUCCUAAAGAAGGGAGAGAAAUACGGCUGUCGGAUUUUAUAUAAGGCUUGGCAGGAUUAGGAUACUUAAAAUUUAGCAGACGAUGAUACCACCAUAUCAGGAGAAGGUCCGUCUGAAUACCAAUGUACUACUAUAACGU